AUGGGUCGUAAUUAUAAAUGGCAAACAACAACGGAAACAUUAGCCAUUGGAAUUAAAGGCGAUCGUCAUUCAUUAUGUGGUGCUAUUAAAAGAUUUGAAGUUCAUGGUAAACAAUGGAAUAGUUUACUUACUCUAAAAGAACAAUGUGCUCGUCGUAUUACUCUUAUUAAAAAUGAACAAAUUAAAUGGUUUAUUACUGCUUAUUUACCUCCAGAUUUAUUCAAAUAUGUAACAAAAGAUAUAUUUAAUUUACGUCGAAAUGAAUUUAGAUUAAAUUAUGCCAAACCUUUAUACAUGUGUCAAGAAUGUACAAUGGAUACUUGUGAAAGUUCAUCAGAUGAUUGUCAAUGUCCACAAAUGGAUGUUGCAAUAGAUGCUUUAAAUAAUUUUCUUUUCCAACAAAAGAUGAUAAAAACUAAUAAAUCAAAAAAAUUUGAACUUAUUUAUAAAAUACCAAAUGAUGAAAUGGAUCAUAGUGAUGAAUUAAAAAGUCCAACAUCAUUUUUUCUUUAUCUUUCACCAAGUCAAUAUCAAGCCGAGAUUUCUAUGGAUGAUAUGAAUGAUGGACCAUUUGAUGAAUAUAACUUAAUUAAUUCUCAUAUAUCUGCGAAAGACAAACUUUUAUUUGUUGAUGCUAUGCGUUUUUUUGGAGGAUUUCGAACUAACUAUCAAGAACCUCAACUUAUUUUUUAUCGUCGUAGAGAAUUUAAACUUUAG
This is a messenger RNA of Rotaria sp. Silwood2, 717 nucleotides long. The record is from the annotation of a GenBank genome assembly. Lineage: Eukaryota; Metazoa; Rotifera; Eurotatoria; Philodinida; Philodinidae.